Molecule: messenger RNA, 311 nt
Organism: Staurois parvus
Lineage: Eukaryota; Metazoa; Chordata; Amphibia; Anura; Ranidae
Source: the annotation of a GenBank genome assembly
AUGCUCAGUUUAGUGUGUAUUGCUAGAGAGGAUUUUUUUUUUUUUCUUGAGAGAGUGCAUGUGAUAAGCACAGGGCCAAUCAGCACUGUCCAGACAGAGAGGUCAAGGGCCCUGCAUCCUCCUAGAGCAAAAUGAAAACUUCUCCUACAAGCUUUAAGCAGUGCUUGGCUGGACACAAGCACAAGAAGUCACAAGACUGCUCCAACUGCUGAUGAGAAAGGGUAUUUAGCAGUUUAUAUUUACUAACAUAAUUGCAUUUCCAUGUUCUCUGUAUUGUGGGAUACCAGAUAUAGUGAAUGCAGGGUCUUGGG